This is a messenger RNA of Lecanosticta acicola, 1461 nucleotides long. Lineage: Eukaryota; Fungi; Ascomycota; Dothideomycetes; Mycosphaerellales; Mycosphaerellaceae. The record is from the annotation of a GenBank genome assembly.
AUGUCGGAUGUCCCGCUGCCUAGGGCUCCGGAUCCAAAUGCUGAGCCCGCCGCCUAUCUGCGGAGCAUCUAUGCCGUGCGCGAGAGGAGCAAGCUGGUGCUCGAGAAAGCAAAGAAGAAUCAACUGCGGCACUUCGAUGUCGAUUUGUCCAGUUUCUCGAACACUGCCGCCUAUGUUGUUAGUAUCAUCAAGGUGAGUUGCAAAUGUUACUUCGAGGCGUACGCUCAUCAAAUGCUAACACUGAGACAGCGAGACUUCGAGCCGGACUACGCAAAGAUCCCGCCACAUGGACGGUGGCAGCAUUUUGAAGUCGGCGGGCGGCCUCGGGUUGAUCAGCUUAUGCAAAGCUGGCCCAGCACUGUCGACAGUCAGGAACGGACACGGCGGUUGAUCGACCUUUUCCUGGUUUCAGUCCUUCUUGACGCCGGUGCAGGAACAAAGUGGCAGUACAAGUCCAAAGAAAGUGGCAAGUUCUACAGGCGGAGCGAAGGUCUGGCUGUUGCGAGCUUGGAGAUGUUUAAGAUGGGUCUCUUCUCAAGCCAUGCCGACCAGCCAUUCCAAGUGGAUAGCCAAGGCUUGAAGAAGCUCACCACGGAGAAAAUGGGCAAAGCUCUGCAAGUGUCGGAGGAGAAUCCCAUCGAUGGUCUAGAAGGACGGACUAGUCUGCUCAUUCGGCUGGGCGACGCGCUGUUGAAUCAGGAAAUUUUCGGCCCAGAAGCACGCCCUGGCAACAUGCUCGACUACCUACUCAGCCACCCCACAACGCGUGCAACGUCAGUGCCGAUGAUUCCUCUUCCGACACUGUGGGAUACGCUCAUGAAUGGGCUUUCGACUAUCUGGCCAGCUACUCGCACACAGAUCGAUGGCGUACCUCUUGGAGAUGCCUGGCCUUGCCAGUCAAUGCCUUCGCACCCAACACAUCCAUGGGAGAACAUUGUUCCCUUCCACAAGCUCACGCAAUGGCUCACGUACUCCCUUAUGGUGCCAAUGCAAAAGCUGGCUCACGUUCAUUUCGUUGGAGUGGAACUCAUGACUGGUUUGCCGGAAUACCGAAAUGGCGGUCUCUUGGUCGACACUGGACUUCUGACUCUGAAGCCAGAGGACAGCAAGCGAGGCAUCGAGCACUACCAGAUGAACGCCACCCGUCAAGGGCAGCCCAACGUGGAGGUUGUUCCACUGUUUACAGCCGAUGACGAUGUAAUAGUUGAGUGGCGGGCAGUGACUGUGGGCUUCUUGGAUGAGCUGCUUGUGGAAGUCAACAAGCUGCUUGGCCUGAGUGGCGGUGACAAGCUUAGUCUCGCGCAAAUGCUCGAGGCAGGUACUUGGAAGGUAGGUCUCCAUGCUGUAUCACCGAUAUUAACGCUAACACUUUCCAAGGGCGGCCGGGAACUCGCAGAGGUGUCACGUCCCAAUACUAAAGAACCUCCGAUCAUGAUCUUAUCCGAUGGCACAGUGUUUUAG